Molecule: messenger RNA, 2081 nt
Organism: Cebus imitator (Panamanian white-faced capuchin)
Lineage: Eukaryota; Metazoa; Chordata; Mammalia; Primates; Cebidae
Gene: RABL2B
Product: RAB, member of RAS oncogene family like 2B
Exons: 8
Coding region: 422-1111 (229 amino acids)
Cellular component (GO): endosome; Golgi apparatus
Molecular function (GO): GTPase activity; GTP binding
Source: RefSeq, a predicted model, not a curated record
UGCAGUGAGGCGAGAUCGCGCCACUGCACUCCAGCCUGGGUGACACAGCAAGAUCCCAUUUCAAAAAAUAAAAAUGAAAAAAGAAGAGAACUUGUAAAUACAGAAUAUUGUCUCUCCAGGUGGGAGUGGGAGGUGUGAUCUUAAGCAUACCUGCAGUAGGAAAAUAUUGUAGGGAAAACCACCCUAAGAGAAUUUUGUGUGUGUACAGCAUGUGGCAGGCAAGUUGGUGGUGAAUGGAGAAGGUUGUGAGUUCCUGGGCCCCUGUCUCAUUGGCUCAUUGUCUCUCCUGUCCAGGAAGAGGAAGACAGAUUUGGUUGAGGGGACUUAUCUCUAACAACAGCCUCUUGUUGAUCUUCCCAGGUAAGACCCCCCCCCAACCCCCUGCCACCCUGGGCCGGACCCCCUCUACAGCUAGGAGCCAAUGGCAGAAGACAAAACCAAACCCAGUGAGCUGGACCAAGAGAAAUAUGAUGCUGAUGACAACGUGAAGAUCAUCUGCCUGGGAGACAGCGCAGUGGGCAAAUCUAAACUCAUGGAGCGAUUUCUCAUGGAUGGAUUUCAGCCACAGCAGCUGUCCACGUACGCCCUGACCAUGUACAAGCACACAGCCACGGUAGAUGGCAAGACCAUCCUUGUGGACUUUUGGGACACGGCAGGCCAGGAGCGGUUCCAGAGCAUGCAUGCCUCCUACUACCACAAGGCCCACGCCUGCAUCAUGGUGUUUGAUGUACAGAGGAAAGUCACCUAUAAGAACCUGAGCACCUGGUAUACAGAGCUUCGGGAGUUCAGGCCAGAGAUCCCAUGCAUCGUGGUGGCCAACAAAAUUGAUGCAGACAUAAACGUGACCCAGAAAAGCUUCAAUUUUGCCAAGAAGUUCUCCCUGCCCCUGUAUUUUGUCUCAGCUGCUGAUGGUACCAAUGUUGUGAAGCUCUUCAAUGAUGCAAUUCGAUUAGCUGUGUCUUACAAACAGAACUCUCAGGACUUCAUGGAUGAGAUCUUUCAGGAGCUCGAGAACUUCAAGUUGGAGCAGAAAGAGGAGGAUGCACCAGAACGGGAGCAGAGCAGCAGCAUCGAGACCCCAUCAGAGGAGGCAGCCUCUCCCCACAGCUGAGGGGCUGGGGCUAGGGGUAGGUGGAGCCCUUUCAACAUACCAUUUCCUUCAGCAACUCUCCAGCUGUGAAUGGAGAAACCCUAGGCCAUUCCCUCUCCUGCCUCCUGCAACCCCAUCCCAUUAGCCUCCCACAUUCAAGGCCCUUGAUACAGGGAUGAGGUCAGUACCAGCAAACUGGACUGGUGGAAGAAGUCCACACCAGAUCUUGAAGCAGAAUUAGGGAUCAGUAUCAUUAACACCUUUCUCACCCACCUCCCUCCAAGGCUAGACAGUGAAGAGAAUCAGAAAACAUGAUUGUAUGUCACUUUAAUAAAGCAAAUUUAGAUGAGUUUUUUUUGUUUGUUUCCAAAGCUGACCUCAGGGACAAUUCCUUGUGCUUCUGCCAAGGUAAUGAUUGCCCCUUAUCCCCAAUCCCCAGCUGAAUCUGUGAGACCCCACCCUUUCCCUAUGUGGUCUCCCACCCUUUUUCCUCUUCAGUUUCCCAAUCAUCAGUUUUUUAAUAAAAUAUUUUUGAGCAGACAGCUAUUCAUUCCAGAGUUUUGUGUCCCUACUCUGUUUCAGGAGCUCUUCUAGGUAAAGCUGAGAUCACAGGAACAGGUUUUCCAUUAUCGUUAAGUAAAAGCAGGUGACAGGCUCAAGCGUUAUUGUUGGUAAAAUCCAGAGUCACUGUAGCCACACUGCAAGGUACAUCCAUUUGGACUACAAGAAGAGAUUAAAGUCCCUAUUUCAGCAUAAAGAGACUAUCUUUUUCUUUUUUUCAGUAAUAGCUUGGACCUUGUGCCUCCUGUGGGAGGCACAGGACUGGAAGAGAAGAGCUAGUAGAUACGCCUGUUCACCUCUCUCUGGUACUUGUGGCUUGCUAGUAUGUUUUUAUGAUAAUCUCAGGCAUCAUUUGCAUUGUGUUUAUUAAUAGGAUUUUGUUUUUAUUGUUUCCUUUUUUACAAUAAAGGCUGAAUUACAGAAACAUUGA